AGCCUGUGGUGUUGUAAAAAAAACACAAUUGUACCGAAGAUGUUACCCUACACACUUGUCUCGUCCGCGGUCUUUUUAAGUUGCGUUGCUGCGUAUAAGCUGGUCAUAUUCGUUCCAUGUGUGGCCAAAAGUCAGGUGGUUUUCAAUAUUCGAGUAGCUGACACCCUGUCCAAAGCAGGGCAUGAUGUUACUAUGAUAAUGCUGCAAGUUCUGGACGAAGAUGACAUAAAGAUUGUGAAGGUCCCAUCUAAAAUACAAACCUAUUACCUCAAUGGUUCCUCGGGUGUGAAGAUGAAAGACUUUGAAGAGGAGCAGCAGGAGUUCAUAUAUCAGGAUCUUCCGAUAUGGGACUACAGGUUUCGAAAAAUGAUGAAUCGAGCUACUUCGUUGUUCAUAAAUUCCUGCAAAAAGAUUCUGGAAAAUAAAGAGUUUCUCGAGUGGUUGGCCGACCAAAAGUUCGAUCUUGCAUUUAGUUACGUUAUGAAUGCUUGCCCAAUUGGUGUGAUACAUCACGCCAAAAUUCCAACGUGGAUUUGGCUGAAUAGCGCUGCUUUGAUGGAAUUUGUAGCGUAUCACAUGGGUGUGCCACUCAUUCCUAGCUAUGUUCCACCAAUGGUAAUGGAAAGCACGGACACGAUGAAUUUUUUGGAAAGAACAAAAAGCGUCAUUGGGUACAUGCUGAUGAUUCCUAUAUGGAAAUGGAUUGUAACCGACAAAGAGACCGCCUUGUUCCGUGAGUUGAUUGAUCCCGACUUUCCAGACUUGCUCGAAUUGGCGAAGCAGUGCCCACUGGUGAUGGUGAACUCAAAUGAACUUUACGACUACCCGAGGCCUACACUCGCCAAAAUAGUAAAUAUAGGUGGAAUAGGGGCCCAGCUGAAAGAUGCAAAGCCAUUAGCCCCAGAGUAUCAACGAAUAGCUGAUGCAGGCAAAGGAUUCAUUGUAUUCUCGUUUGGUUCAAUAACUCCCUCUGAAAAAAUGCCAUUGGCUUGGAAGACGGCCUUUAUUGAAGCUUUCGAGCGCUUUCAUAAUUACCAUUUUAUCUGGAGAUAUGUGGGAGCUGAUUUGCAAGGUAAAUUACCGUCUAAUGUCCACACCUUCAAAUGGCUACCGCAGUCAGAUCUCUUGCAGCAUCCUAAUGUCAAGGCGUUCAUAACUCAUGGCGGAUAUAACGGCAUGCAGGAAGCGAUUUCGGCUGGAGUACCAGUGAUUGCUAUACCUUUGUUCGGAGAUCAACCAAAAAAUGCGAGACUUGCUGAACACCAUGGGUUUGCUGUCCGCAUCUCAAAGAACAACAUCACAGCUGAAUCUGUCGCUGAGGCACUUACGAAAAUACUAAACGACCAAAGCUACACAAUGGUCAUCAAGCGGAUCUCCAAUAUGGUCAAGAAAAAGCCAGUCAGCGUUUCUCAUUUAUUAGUGUCGUGGACAGAGUUUGUGGCGGAGUUCAAGACUCUCGAAAAUCUCGUACCGGCCGGAAACAAACUUAACUUCGUGCAGUAUCAUUCUAUAGACGUCAUUGCAACAAUCAUUGCUUGCACUGUUUCAUUCAUGUACAUCCUUUGGAGGCUACUGAUUUUUGUGGUGUUCAAAUUAAUUGCCUUGGUGAACGCCAAGAAACUAAAGAAGGAGUAACCCGGAAAUGGUAGUAAUGAUCGUUCAUAAGCUCAAUUUCUCAUUGUCAUUCCUCGUCUCUUAUUCGACUCUUUCGGCAGAUGUCGCCUCUCACUUUAGUUGGCUAUUCUCAAUCAUUCAGAGCUAAAGAAGACUCUCCGACGAUGAAGUUGAGGUGACUGAGCACAUCUAAAUUUGUAAAAAGAAUUUUGUAAACGGGAUAGUUUUGGAAGGAACAGGUUCUCACAGUACCACCUCCCAUUGCUCUGCCUGAAAAUUAUGUUCAAAAAUAUUUUUAUAGAAUUUUUUUUUUAUAUAAAACGCACUUGCUGCCACUCAUAUGGCUUUUUGAU
Cylicocyclus nassatus is the source of this 1967-nucleotide messenger RNA. The record is from the annotation of a GenBank genome assembly. NCBI's taxonomy places the organism in Eukaryota, Metazoa, Nematoda, Chromadorea, Rhabditida, Strongylidae.